This is a messenger RNA of Cladocopium goreaui, 2278 nucleotides long. The record is from the annotation of a GenBank genome assembly. NCBI's taxonomy places the organism in Eukaryota, Dinophyceae, Suessiales, Symbiodiniaceae.
CGUAUGUCCACAGGAGUGUCCUGUGAUGGCGCGUGCAUGUUUGCUGUUUGUUUUCAAGGCGCUGUUACAAUUUUGUGGGGCGACGCAAUGCGAAAGUGAUCAGGUGGCGAAUCUCCAGAACAUCUUCAAGGCUUCCAAGGUUGAGAAGGAGGUGGCGGGAAGAUCAUGUCCCCCGAACCAGCUCAAUGCAGGCAUUUGCCCUGAUGGUAGCUGCACAGGUUGCACAGGGGGCGAGGUGAUUCCGACCACUGCAAUCCCAGGGUUUCCACCUGGUUCCCUGACUUGUGGUGAAGAAGCAUGCAGCUUAGGAGAUAUUUCAAGAGAUUUCUAUGAGUUCAAGAACCCUUCGGACUAUUUGACCUGUGGGUCCGAAGCUGCUUGCAAUAUAUUUAAGGUGCAAAAUGCGUCAGCGAUUUGCUGCACUGGUUCUGGCAGCUGCAAGGAGAGCUUCUUUAAGCUUCAGCCUGAUCCUUCCUGUGGUGGCGAUGUGUGCUGCAGUGAAUCUAGUUGCCAAGAGAGCAGCUUCCGCUCGGUGCGCAGCAUGGCCUGCCUUGGUAACAAUGCCUGCGAGAAAGACACCUCCGUGACCUUGACUGGGGACCUGAUCGUAGGUGCGGGUGUUCAAGCAGGAGGCGAAUCAACAUUCACCUUCAUUAACGCAGGAAACCACUGCGUCCGAACUGUUGGAGCUUCGGUCAAUGCUUUGGUUCAGGCAACUUUGGUCGUGCAGCAAGCGAGCAACGUUCGCAUGCUUUGCGAUAAAACAGCGAGCUGCGUGGAGGCUGAUGUUUUUCUGUCCGCUAGAUCAUGUUUUCAUGUCACCUGUGGAGACUUUGAUGAUUGCCAAAAUUUCGACGUCUUGCCGCUCGAUUUCCAGUGCUUCUGCACCGGCGACGACGGCUGUGAUUGGACAAAUGAUUAUCCCAAUACUUUAUAUUGCUAUAAAACUACAACUACAGAUCCAGAUCCAUGUGGCAAUGACAUUUGCCCUGGGACCUCUCCCGUUUGCUUGCAAAGUGAGACCGCAUCAACUGCAAUGGACCUCUUCAACUGCAAUCUCCUCGCCAAUGGACCUUGCGCCACAACCAGCACCAGCACCCCCGGUGGUGGCGUUGGGGGUGAUCCACAUCUUCGUACGUUAGAUGGACGGCACUACACACUGAUGCAGCAGGGCAACUUUCUCCUGUGGGCUUUCUCAGGCUAUGAAACCGAAGUCCUCGUGCAGGGGACUACGAAGAAAGUACCGGUGGACUUUGAAAUCUUCACCCACUAUGCAGGCCAUGCUUCUUUCACGAAAGGUUUUCUGCUCGUUGACAAGUCUCAAACAGUUCCCCGCCCAGCUUUAGAGGUGACCACGAAAGAUUGCCGCUGGCACCACUACAACAUGACCGCCAUGGUGUGGCGUCCCGUGGGUCCCGUGGCCGGGCACUUGAAGCUUGUGGCAAUCAGAUGCAAUCAGAGGCAACAGCCAAAGACCAGCGAAAAAGACGUGAGAAAAUCACCGGAAUUCUGCAAAAUCUUUGAUUUAACUCAGGAAACUGAGAGAUUUCGAUGGCGCUCAAUUUGGCGCUUUCAACCUCUCGGAAUCCAAACAUGGGCCAGAAAGGCUCAAGCUCUUGAUCAACGACAAAGGCAGCGUCAGGACAUUGGCGCAGCUCUGGAUCAGCUGCCGGCCCGGUCACCAACUCUCCGUGAAGAUCAAGAUGUCUUCACAGAAAGAUCUGCGCUUCGUCCAUGGGGAGCUGGCACCGGGACGUUUGAGCUUGGCUACAGGUUUGGAGGGCAACCGUGAAGGCACUGUGAUGGCUACAGAUGCGGAGUUCGCCGUGGCGUCGGACUGGGCUGCCCUUGGAGGAAGCCCAGAUGCUGCAGCUUAUUUCAACGCAGUCGACACGAAAGGACCAUCACUGGUCUUGAUGUCAUGCACGCAAGAAGAUAAGGAGGAGUAUGCCAAGACUUGCCGGAAAUACCUGGGAAAUUCCAGAGAGGCCUUGUACAAAGAGGUCAUGGAUGAUUGCAUCUUCGAUCUGUGUAGUGGUGGUGGUGAAACCUCAGCAGAACUGGCUGCGGAGAUUUUUUACGCCACUUAAGGCAUUUUUCGCACAUAUUUCGGGACCCAGGACGGCGCACCUGUGUCAACUGGAAUUUUGGGGUCCUCUGUUUUAAGACGGGCAAAGAGACCGUACACCAGAGAUGUAGCCAUGCAAUUAUAUUUAUUUGAGCAGCAAUUGCAUAGCAAGGGUCUACACACGUAUACAAAUGCUAGCAAGGCAAAAAA